CCUUCGCAUCAGUAUGGACCGUGGUGUUGGGAAUAAGACGGUCAUUCCUGGCCUCUGCCGUGUCCACUCCUGGAAUCAGCAGGUCCGUAUGUCCUCAGACUGCUAGCCGUGGUGAACGGCCGUGGAGCAGUUUCAGUGUACUCACUGACGAGAGAUACCAGUGGCAGAGUGUGUCGUGUCCUCUCAAGUGUUCAGUGGGUGUGUCCGAGACAGAGCUCCACCUCUGACAUUGUACUGGAUGCUGCCCAGAGCUCAGCCGGACAACUGGUGGGAGUGGGGAGAGGGGGAGAUGUGAGAUGGUGGAGAGUGAGGGAGGAGGAGGAGGGGGAGGGAGGGGGUGAAGGUGGAGAGCCUCUAAAUGUGGAGGUCUUGGCUGUGCUGAAGAAGGCAGAGUUCAGCAGUCACCUUGGAAGAUUUGGAUAUGAAAUUGUGGUCUAA
This is a messenger RNA of Geodia barretti, 438 nucleotides long. The record is from the annotation of a GenBank genome assembly. NCBI's taxonomy places the organism in Eukaryota, Metazoa, Porifera, Demospongiae, Tetractinellida, Geodiidae.